Messenger RNA from Caenorhabditis auriculariae, 3253 nucleotides. NCBI's taxonomy places the organism in Eukaryota, Metazoa, Nematoda, Chromadorea, Rhabditida, Rhabditidae. The record is from the annotation of a GenBank genome assembly.
AUGGAUCCGGAACUACUGAGACAGAAAGCAGCUUUUCAAAAGCACGCUUCUCGAACUGUCAGUGUACAGCAAAGGCCGCAGGUUCUUAUUUUCAAUUUGAAAUAAUUGGAAAAGAAUUUAAUUUAUUUUAGCCAUCAGCUUCGCUUGCCUCACACACAACCUACAAUUCAGACGCAGCGAAAAAGAAGAAAAAGUCAAAUGCGGCUCAUCAGAACAUCUCUAAAGGUUUUGCUGCCUCGAAUUAUAAUUCUUACUAACAAAACUAUAAAUUUCAGACCCCGAAUUCGAUUUUGGGAGUUCCUCCUCUUCAGCGGCUUACUCAAACGCGACGAAUUUCAGUACGAUGGCGAAAAUUGUGGAUUAUAUGAAAGUUGAUUGAUUUUGAAGGCUCAAAAAAAGGUUAUUAGUUUAGAAGCGUCAUUUGGGCCAGCAACAGUGGCCUUUAACCCUACAAGAAGUUUUAGAUGAGCUGCAGCUCUACGACUUGCCGAAGCGGUCGGAAGCUUGGUUGAAAGAGGUUUGAAUGACGGAAAAACGUGAUAAGAAAUUAUGUUUUGUGUCUAAUAUAUCUUGUUAUUCUAAUUGCUUGCAAAAUUAACGUUAAAACCUUUACUUGUUAUUGUUUUUUCUCGUCAAAGUCUUUUUUCUUGUUGCGUUUUUAACAAAUUUUUUAUGCUCAAUUUUUAACUUGCUUCAUCUAGCCAUUUAGUCUGAGUUGAUUUUUUUAAAACUAAUUCGUUAAUUUCCUUGAAAAACCCCAUCAGUUUGAGUUCAGUAAUUGAAAAGUAGAAACGGAAAGUUUUUAUUUUUGAACAGCGAAUUUCUAUUUCACGUUGUUGAAAUCUCUCCAUUAGUAAAAUGUCCUAAUUAUGAUUUUCAGAGUUUUUUUAGUGAAGAAAAAAAAAAAUUAUAGGCGCUACCGAACAAUCCCCGUUUGAUUUGCGAUCCAGACGGAAAGUUCUCGUUCCGUCCGCCGUUCAAAAUCAAGGGCAAAACGUCUUUGGUUGGUUUUUUUACAUAGUUUUGAGCCCGCUGUUGAACUUUUUGAUGAAACUUUUUCGGAACUGUACUUUCGAGCCUUCUGAUUUAAAAAAGGAAAAAAAAAUAUAUCUCUUCAUAUAUCUUAUUUUCAAUUUAUGAAUCUUCAAACCUCUUGCCGUGAUCGAAAUUAUCUCUGACCCUCCAAAACGUAGUUAUCUUUUUUCUUUCCCUGACGUCUAUUUUGAAUUUCUUGGAAUCUCAAUCAACGCUUUUUCUCCUAUUUUAUGCGCAGUUUGCGAAUUUUCAAGGGAUCAUUACUCGAAAAAAUCUAUCGCGAAAAUUUUUUUUCUUGUUCUGGAAUAAGGAGGUUCUGAAGUGCGUUCCAGCCCGAUUUCAGCAAAAAUUCAACUGCUAACAAAAAAUGCGGGUGUACCCCGUAGUGAACCCCGAAAAAUUGAAAUUUUCGUUGAUUUUUUUCGGUGCACCCCUGGGGCAACCGGUCGGAAAUAGAAUUUUUAAGCUACUGUAACAGCUUAGGAGGAAACUGUAGAAAAUGGUGAUAUCGGGAAACAAACCACUUUGAAAUCGUGUACGGAAUAAGUAAUAGGCGUUUGAAGCUAAACGGUUCAGCCCCUGGUUCAACUGCGGGGUGCACCGAAACUUUUAUUGAAGUGUGGGUUUCUUCUGAAGUUCCAACAAAAAUGAGUGGAUUUUUAGAUGGCCGUCGCCAGGAAGCACCAUCAAGACGGAAAAGGCGGCAUUUUGCUGUCGGAUCUGAACGAGUGUGUUUCGAAUGGCGAUGCUAUGUUGCAGGUUUUUCGAAGGACCUGAAUUUUAUUUCAAAAAUAUCGCUCCAGUCACUCGGAGACCAAGUCAUUGUGGUUCCGACGCAGGUGAACAAGCGGAAAGACAAAGUUUUCUUCUACAAUGAUCCCGAGUUCAGCUUCACCUUGGAGGAUGGUUCGUUCCCUCGCAAAAAAAAAAUGAUUGCUUUUUAUAGAUUUCAAAGCGCUGUGGAGAAACGUGUCGGUUGAUCACUUGGAUGAGAAGAAAAUCGAAGAAUAUUUACACAAAAAGGGAUUGGACGCAAUGAAGGUUUGUACUUUAAUUACAAAUUCGAUGGACUUUAAAAUUGAAAAAGUCCCUGGGUAGACUAGCGGUGUGGAAAAAUAUUCGUUUUUUUUUAAAUUUUGGAUAGUUGAGAAAUCAAUCUUCAUAAUCUUUUCCAUGGACUGUAAAUUUAGGGCUCUCUUAGGAAUUCCAGAGUGGUCCCUAAAGAGGUUAGGGGGAAAACAGCCCCUAUAGGGGAAGAAAAAGUGGUCCCUCUAGGGGUUCAGGGUCUGAUCUGUUAGACCCCAAAGCUCAAGUGGUCCCUGGAGGGUCUUUAUAUUUGAUUCAAACAUUUUUUUUUAAAUUUAGUUUUUUGGACGAAAAUGCUUCUUCGCAUAGAGUUCAUAAAAAUUAUCGACUGUUUCCCCUAUAGGGAUCACCAGUUGAAACCACUGCAGGGACCACUUUUGCAAGCUUUAUUGGUUCCUAGAGGGGUUGGUAAAGUGGUCCCUACAAAAGACCCUCCAAGGGCCCCUUUAGGGACCACUCUGAAGUUCCCAAGCUUGUUACUGAAAUAUCUAUAUAGUCUGUUCAGUUUUUGAAUGUCAAGCAGCUAACUCCACCCCCAAGGCUACAGUAUCUUUCGCGUCAAUGUUUUAUCUACAUCUGCCAAUGGCCCUUUAAUAAGGCUGCUUUUUUGACCUCUUUUUCCAUCUUUUAGAUUGAAAAAGAUCAAAAUUAGUCCCGCGCGAUGAAACAUCGACGCGAAAAGGUACCGUCUCAGCAGGGGCGGAGUUAGCUGGUUGACAUUCAAAAUCUGAACAGACUAUAGGUCGUUCUGCUUCUUGGUUUUUUUUUAAAUCUCCUAGAACUUUGAAAAUUUCGAGUCUAUGUUAAUAAUUUUCUACCUUAUUCCGACUUUUGUGAAAAUUAAAUAAUUUUCAAAGAUCUUUAUUUGAGCUUUUCAAAAGAGCAAACAUGUUUCAUGACCCACACUAACGUUAAAAGUGGCUCGGGACUUUUUAAACGUUCUUUUAAAUACUCCAGAAAAUUUUUCAAGCAGAUUACAGGCUGCGAAAGUUGAACUGAAACUAAAAAAUUCCAGGAUUUGACGCCAAAACUGCGCGGCCCGAUGCAUCUGAAGCGAAAAGCGCCCAAGCGGCGGACCAACGUCAAAAUUCACAACGAACAUCUCGACGGCGUUUUGGAGGACUACGAAUAA